AGAAAGUACAAAUGUCGCCGUUUCUGACUUCAACCCCAGCCGCCGCACAUCCUCCAAAAAAACUCCAUCGAUUUGCCCCCUUCUCUCCAUCUCCUUUCGCUUUGCGACGUUCUUCAAUGACUCAACCACUGAACAACAAGCUUAAUCCAUCCGAGCGGCCGUAUUCUCCUUCGGCCUUAGCCAAUUUCUGCUCUCCCUCUCUCAAGUGACCCAGAAAAUUCCUCGCUCCCAAUCCCUUCCAGCGUCUUCCAAUGGCGUCGCCCACCAAAGAACCAUUGGUCAUCACUGACAAAACCGAGAUGAGGAAGUGGUCGAGGUCCGUGAGGCGCCAGGGCAAGACCAUUGGCCUUGUGCCCACCAUGGGUUACCUCCACGAGGGCCACCUGUCCCUCAUCCGAGAAGCCCACCGCCACGCCGACGUCGUCGUGGUCUCUGUCUACGUGAACCCCGGCCAGUUCGCUCCCUCCGAGGAUCUUUCGACUUACCCAUCCGAUUUCGAGGGCGACAUGAGCAAGCUCAAGGCUGUUCCCGGCGGUGUGGAUGUUGUCUUUCAUCCCCACAAUCUUUACGAUUAUGGUCAACGCGGGGUUGGUGACCAGGCUGCUGCUUCUGGUGUUGAUGGUGAUAAUGGGUCCGUCUCUUGUGUGGAGGGGAAGGGUUUGGGGCACGAGACGUGGGUGAGGGUGGAGAGGUUGGAGAAGGGCUUGUGUGGGAAGAGCAGGCCUGUGUUCUUUAGAGGGGUGGCCACUGUGGUCACCAAGCUGUUCAACAUUGUAGAGCCUGAUGUGGGUGUGUUCGGCAAGAAGGAUUACCAGCAAUGGCGGAUAAUUAGGCGGUUGGUUCGGGAUCUUGACUUUUCCAUACAAGUGAUAGGUUCUGAGGUAAUGCGAGAUCAUGAUGGCCUUGCACUGAGCUCACGCAAUGUGCAUCUCUCACCUGAAGAAAGGGAAAAGGCAUUGUCCAUAAGCAGGUCAUUGUCAAGAGCUAAAUCUGCCACAGAAAAGGGUGAAGUUAACUGCCAAAAUUUAAAGGACUCUGUCAUCCAAGCAAUACAGGCAGCUGGUGGGAAGAUUGAUUAUGCUGAGAUUGUAGAUCAAGAGAGUUUAGAGGCAGUUGAAGAAAUCAGGAGCCCCGUUGUCCUCUGUGUCGCCGCCUGGUUUGGGAAGGUCAGGCUGAUCGACAACAUAGAAAUCAAUGUAUGAAAGAACAUUUUUGUGCUUUGUCAAUUUGUCAUGAGGAAGAGUUUCCUUUUUCUUUCCGCUUCUGUGGCGGCCCAAAUGACCGAUCUCUGCUGGUGGCACUACCAAUAAUUUCUGGUUUUGACACAGUUCAGUGGAGACUGCCGAUGUUGGUCACUUGAGGAUUAUCGACCCUAAAACUAUGCUUAAGUAAUUAAGAUACAUUUAUUUGAAGCA
This is a messenger RNA of Rhodamnia argentea, 1415 nucleotides long. Its product is annotated as pantoate--beta-alanine ligase. Bases 252 to 1202 code for a protein of 316 amino acids. The transcript is spliced from 4 exons. Gene Ontology annotation, molecular function: pantoate-beta-alanine ligase activity. Gene Ontology annotation, biological process: pantothenate biosynthetic process. NCBI's taxonomy places the organism in Eukaryota, Viridiplantae, Streptophyta, Magnoliopsida, Myrtales, Myrtaceae. The record is from RefSeq and is a predicted model, not a curated record.